Molecule: messenger RNA, 171 nt
Organism: Sodiomyces alkalinus F11
Lineage: Eukaryota; Fungi; Ascomycota; Sordariomycetes; Glomerellales; Plectosphaerellaceae
Exons: 3
Coding region: 1-171 (56 amino acids)
Source: RefSeq, a predicted model, not a curated record
AUGUCGCAGGCGCAGAUCCACCAGUUUCUACGCCCCAAGUGGCUUUUACGCGAUGCGAUUUUGUAUGUGGCUUUUCUGGGCUUUUCGUUGGCUCUUGGACGAUUCACAAAACAAAACAUCCCGAAACACUCGGCGUGUACCUGGUACUUCCACUUUCAUUACGAGGACUGA